This is a messenger RNA of Ficedula albicollis (Collared flycatcher), 1024 nucleotides long. It is a transcript of the gene SCD5, whose product is annotated as stearoyl-CoA desaturase 5. Gene Ontology annotation, molecular function: oxidoreductase activity, acting on paired donors, with oxidation of a pair of donors resulting in the reduction of molecular oxygen to two molecules of water. NCBI's taxonomy places the organism in Eukaryota, Metazoa, Chordata, Aves, Passeriformes, Muscicapidae. The transcript is spliced from 5 exons. Gene Ontology annotation, biological process: lipid metabolic process. The annotation marks the transcript as partial. The record is from RefSeq and is a predicted model, not a curated record.
GGGGGGGGGGGGGGAGGGCAGGCCAUCGUCUGGCGCAACGUGGUGCUCAUGGGGCUGCUGCACCUGGGCGCCGUGUACGCGCUGAGCCUGGUGCCGCGGGCGCACAUCCUCACCCUGCUCUGGGCAUAUUUCUGUUUCCUGCUGACGGCUCUGGGUGUGACAGCUGGCGCACAUCGCCUGUGGAGCCACCGCUCCUACAAAGCCAAGCUGCCUUUGAGGAUCUUCCUGGCUGCAGCUAACUCCAUGGCUUUCCAGAACGACAUCUACGAGUGGAGCCGGGACCACCGCGUGCACCACAAGUACUCGGAGACGGACGCGGACCCGCACAACGCCCGCCGCGGCUUCUUCUUCUCGCACAUCGGCUGGCUCUUCGUGCGCAAGCACCGCGACGUCAUCGAGAAGGGCAGGAAGCUGGAUUUCACUGACCUGCUGGAUGACCCCGUCGUCAGGUUCCAGAGAAAGUAUUACAAGAGCUCAGUUGUGCUGAUGUGCUUUGUGAUCCCCACCGUCGUGCCGUGGUACCUGUGGGGCGAGAGCCUGUGGAACGCCUACUUCCUGGCCUCCAUCCUGCGGUACACCAUCUCCCUGAACGUCACCUGGCUGGUCAACAGCGCCGCGCACAUGUACGGCAACCGCCCCUACGACAAGAACAUCAACCCCAGGCAGAACACCCUGGUCACCCUGGGAGCCAUCGGUGAGGGUUUCCACAACUACCACCACACCUUCCCGUUUGACUACUCAGCCAGUGAGCUGGGCCUGAAGUUCAACCCCACCACCUGGUUCAUUGACUUCAUGUUUUGGCUGGGGUUGGUCACUGACCGCAAGCAGGCUCCCAAGGAGAUGAUCCAGGCUCGCAAGGAAAGGACUGGGGAUGGCAGUGCCUGAGGAGUGACGCUGCGCUGGGCCAGCGCUGCUGGCUGGGUGUGCCCAUGCCUGUGGUGGAUUUACCUCUGGGUAAAAGGAUUUUUUUUUGUUUCAGAUCAGCUGGGCUGAAUUAGUUCCCCAGGAAUUGAUUCAGCCACAG